Messenger RNA from Ostertagia ostertagi, 291 nucleotides. The record is from the annotation of a GenBank genome assembly. Lineage: Eukaryota; Metazoa; Nematoda; Chromadorea; Rhabditida; Trichostrongylidae.
AUGGCAGACAAUGGCAGCGAAGCACCAGCUGGUGGAGAUGCUGGAGUAGAGUACAUUAAACUGAAAGUUGUCGGACAGGAUUCAAAUGAGGUCCACUUCCGUGUAAAAAAUGGGACUGCCAUGGGCAAGUUGAAGAAAUCCUACGCAGAUCGCACCGGGGUUGCCGUCUCUUCAUUGCGUUUUCUUUUCGAUGGACGCCGUAUUAACGACGACGAUACUCCCAAAACUCUGGAGAUGGAGGAAGAUGACGUGAUCGAGGUCUAUCAGGAGCAACUCGGUGGUUCAUGUUGA